Messenger RNA from Boleophthalmus pectinirostris (great blue-spotted mudskipper), 1871 nucleotides. RefSeq lists its product as uncharacterized. NCBI's taxonomy places the organism in Eukaryota, Metazoa, Chordata, Actinopteri, Gobiiformes, Gobiidae. Gene Ontology annotation, molecular function: transmembrane signaling receptor activity. The transcript has 10 exons. The record is from RefSeq and is a predicted model, not a curated record. The coding region runs from base 49 to 1218 and encodes 389 amino acids. Gene Ontology annotation, biological process: cell surface receptor signaling pathway.
CAAUCUAUUUGGGUUCUUCUGCUUUAAUAUCCGGUUGACCAUUGCUGCAUGUACAUAAGUACAUACUCAUUGUCCACUUUAGCUGCACUGUUCUUGAUCCUGUCUGCUGUAAGGAUGCUGCAGAUUUUAAUCAGCAUUUUAAUUUUGAUUAAUUUGCAAUCAGCUGUGUUGUUCAGCUUGGAUAUGACGGAGGAUGCAAAGGCGGACAAACCCCGGGCUGUGUUGACUGCACAUGGAGACACUGUGCUGCGGGGGACAUAUACAUUCCCUAAUCUGACCUGCUCUAUCAAUGACCCUGAUCAUGACUGGACGUACGAAUGGUUUAUAGACAGCUCAGACUAUGGGCACAAGUUUGAAGAAGCUCAAACCAUCUCUACGCAUGAUGUUGGAACAUACAGAUGCAGAGGGAUAAAACAAGAGCCUGCCCUAAAUCUAAGUAAAUUCUUCACUGAAUACAGUAAUGCAGUCUACAUAGAGGAAAUAAUAUCAAACAAAGCCACAAUAAAAGUUCAAAACUCAGAGUUUUGUCCUGGAGAGAACAUCAGUAUGACAUGUGAAGUCAAUGAACAGCGCAGACCUAUUCUCUGGUUGUAUGAAUGGAAAACCACCAGAUCUUAUGACAUCCCUCCAUCACGGGAGAAGUUUGAAAUCAGAAACGCUUCAGAGGCCCAUUCUGGAGAAUACUGGUGCAGAUGGACAUUCAACAGAUAUGUUUUUACAGACUGGAGUCCACCAGUCACUGUUAUAGUCAACCCCAAGGCCACAGUGAGUGCAGAUACCACCUUUUUACCAGCAGGGGGCACAGUGACACUGAGCUGCUCCGUCAGUCCGUCUUCAUCUGGAUGGAAGUUUUACUGGUACAAAGACACACAGGCCACUCUGCUGCAGACCACAGAUGAGGCAGUGCUGAAUGUCUCCGAGAGGGGGCGCUAUUGGUGCAGAGGAGAGAGAGGAAGCCCAAUCUGCCACACAGCGUUCAGUGAGCCGAUCAGCAUCCAGGAAAUAGACAUAUCCUCCAUUAUCAUUGGAGUUGUAUGUGCUGCUGUUCUGCUCAUCCUCUUCCCUCUGAUCUUGUGUCGGUACAAGAAAACUAGAGAAGGACGUCAGAACAGUAAUGAUGAAACUGGUGGAGCUGAUUACCAAAAUCUGACCGAGGAAAAACAUCAGGACCUGUAUUCAGAUCUUCUUCACAGUGAUGUAGGUGUCUGUGCUAACUAAGAAAUGAGGCCCUAUGUCUAAAAUUCCGAACUGUCCAUUUAAAGUGGCUUCUUUUUGUUUUUCUUCAUUCAGUGUGUUGUAUAUGCUUUCAGCUGAUGUAAUCAACAUUUCUCAGGGGUGAAACUAACUGCAGGCACUGCUCUGUCUGAAGCUCUGUUACUCUUUUUAGACUUUAACCUGAUCUUUGGUUUUAACACAGUCUGAUCAGAAAGAGCUGAUUUUAGUUGGAACUACAACAGGAGAGCUGAUCUGUGCACCUUCCAUUAUACACUUUCACAGUAACAGUUAUAACCCUGUAGCUUUAAAUAAGUGCAGUCUGUUUUUUAAUGCGAGAUAUGUCAUUGCUAAAAAAAUGAGGAAAUUAUAAGUAUGAUUAAGAGUGUUCAAGAGUAAUUUUGUAUCAUUAUUUGUGUUUAGAUUGCAAUGUUUUAUUUUUGUGUAUUCUGUGUUCUGUAUGUCUCAGGGACUGCAGAAGGAAAUGAGCUCUGUUAUAAUCUGUUAUAAUCUGUUAUAAUCUGUUAUAAUUACAUGCAACUUCAGUGUCUCUUUGAUUACUGUCCCUGUACAUGAUCUUUGUAAAAUAAACUAAAAAACAAACAACAACAAUGUCAUACUAUGGAACAUCCAAGGCAAAGCAAACAAGUAGCGCACCC